CGUUGUGAGAAGCGUGCCGCGUGGAUUCGCUCGUGUUUUUCUGAAUCGCGAUUCAUGCGCUGGGACUGCUGGGAGCACCUAGUUAAGCGCAUUCUUCCUUGUUUCGCUGAGCGUUCCGUAAGCUCGCAUGUUUGCACACUUCGUGCUCUGCGAUAUUAUUUGCACAUGAAAAAAUGGCGAGUAUAGGCAAAAGGACACUCUUGCGUGAUGUCAAUCCACAUCUAAUAUGCCUAUUAUGCCGAGGUUAUCUUAUAGAUGCCACAACCGUGGGAGAGUGUUUACAUUGCUUUUGUAAAAGCUGCAUCUUGAAGUAUCUCAGUACUGCAGCGCAUUGUCCAUUGUGCAAACAUGCGAUCAACAAGGCAAAGCCAAAUUUCAAAGCUGACAAAGCGUUACAAGAUAUUGUAUAUAAAUUGGUGCCCGGGUUAUACCAUAGGGAAAUGUUAAAGAGGAGAGAAUUUUACAAGAAGCAUUUUGAACACGCAAACUUGGCAACGCCGGAGCAACGCGGCGAGGAUGUAAGCGGACGUUUAAUAUUUAAUCCAGAGGAUGUAGUGAGUUUGAGCUUGGAGUACCUACCACCUGGAGCAGAUCCACUGACUAUAUUGAGUACCAACGACAUGGAUACAAAUCACUCGAACGAUUCAAAUAGUAACAAUAAUAACAGUAAUUACAACGAUAAUACUGUUAACAAUAGAAGAUAUCUGCAAUGUCCGGCUCUAGUAACUGUUGCACACCUGAAGAAAUUUAUAGCAAUGAAGUACAGCGUUGAUGUAACGAGAUACACCAUCGAGAUUUGCCAUCGACGCGCAACACUUCCCGAAAACUGGACUCUUAUGGACGUUGCUUAUAUUUAUGCGUGGAAAAGGAUUGCACCGAUGAGGUUUUUUUAUCGAGUGGCACAAGAGGAACAAAGACUCGAAGCACCGUUGCAUCAAAGACCAUCGACUCCGGGACUCGGAGCUCGGGAGUGUUUGCCACCAAAUGAGCAGCAGAACGAUAGUAAUUCAGAGAGUAAUCCCGUUAAUCAUUUAGAAACUUCUAGAUUAGAGAUUAAAUCUACGAGCGGCAGUGUUGAGGCAAUAUCAGCAAAAGAUUUGAACAAGACUGCCAAUGAUGAGAUAAUUUCAUCCGUGGAUCAUAAGCAAACAGCAGUCAAGCUGAACAAAGAGAAAGAUGAAGAAAACAAAAUGACGAUAAUUGCUAUGUCUGUAACGUCGUCGACAACAAACAUCACGAGUACGGUGACGACCACAACGACGAAUGCAUCUCCUUUAUCAGGGACGAACACGUCCCCUUCGAUAGACAACGAUUCGAAUAAGCAGAUAAAGAGUCCAAUUAAGAUAUUGAAGAAUCCAGACGGAAGAUACGAGGUACUAAAAAAUUCGACCUCUGCUACGGAUGUCAAGAGUCCUACGAAUCCUGAGUUUAGUGUUGUGAAUUCUAACGGUGUAAAGAUAACACUGAAGCAGUGUUCGCCACCGCAGAAUAGUAGUGCGAAAAAACCAAGAGUCAUUAGCAAUAUUCUAUUGCGUUGCGCCCAAACGGAGAAAGAUACGCCGCAGUCAUCGAGCGCGUUAAUGAUCCAGCAAUUGCAGCAAGAGCAAGAUAAGGGCAAACUUACCACAACGAGUCCGAUACUGCCAGGUAAACAGGAAAAGCAACGACGUAAAGUAACUUUCAUGGAUCGAUCUCCGACGUCCGAGAAGACUUCUCCUAUUACCAAUGUUAUCAUACCGAAAACUGCAUUGAAAAAACCGGCGGAACAGCAGGACAAGAAGCAGUUCCUACAAGGUUUUCAAUUGACCGCUAGAGAGCCAUCAAUGCCGGACGAUAGCAAAUCUCUCUCUCGAGAUAUUAGUGUUGCGAUGAACAUUGAAAAACGAAUAUCGAAGAUGGAAGAAUCUUUUAAAAAGAAAGACUCUGACGAAGUCAAGAAGAAAAAGAAUGACAUUGAAAACACCAGCUCGAAUGCGAAUAAUAGCACUACUAUUACAAAUAUGAUCGCGAAACGUGUUGUUGAUGAACGCGCGUGUAAUUCAGGAAUGAGUUCAAACAGUACGAAUAUCGCGAGCGGCAAUCAUGCCGCCAAAACAGACGUGUACACCUUCGCCAGCGAUCCGUCAAUUGUUCCAGCUGGAGCGGUCAAGAGAAAAUGUCCUCCAGGUGUACCGAUUGUUGACUUGAAGCGUCGAAAAACAUCGCAAUUAGUACAGAAACAGGAAACUAACAAGAAACAAAACAUUUCUCAAUCUAAUUCUGUUAUUAACAAGCAUACUUCUCCCACGGAACAUGUAGUUCCUAUAAAUAGAGCGAUCAAUGUGAUAGGAAAUCAAGAUGUCGGAUCGAGCCGUCUAUCCAAUGUGAAUAACACAAAAGCAUCGACUGGUCCAUUGCUUUCAAAUGAUACUAGAGAUCUACUAGUGGACGGCUACGGUUUGAAUAUACCAGCGAGUUUGAGCAUAACACUAACUUCACCCAAAUCUCCGGGAACUUUUGGACAAUUCGUCGAAUCCAACGAUUCCAGUGAUAAUAGUCGGAAGGUCGCGAUUGGCAAAGUAAAUCCCAGCAUCACGUUGAACGACUGUUCGGUCGAUCCGCGCGUGUUGAAAGCUCUGAAGACUGGACAGAUUAGAAUGCCAACUACUUUGCCGAAAGUUAAAUCAACAACAGCAGUGACGGCGACAACAACGGUGGCGGCGGGGACGGUAAAACAGAUGAUGACUAUGAUGAUGACCGAUUGUGGAGAGGUAGCAAAUCAACAACGUAUGAUACCAUCUGCUGCCAAACGAAAAAGAGAAUAUGAAUCGUCUAAGGAUAUUCUGGAUUUGAGUGGAGGCAAUAAAAAGAUGGACAUACAUCCUCUGAGAAUUCCACAGCCGGGAACAAAACUUAAUAAGACUAAUAAAGUUAUGGUAAGUAGAGAUAAUAUGCAACCAGGAAGUAUCUCCGAUCAAGGUCAAGUGGUGACGCUGAUGAGUGGUCACAAAUAUUACCGAGCGCCACCAGGCUCUUUGACACCUGCCGCUCAUCGCGUCAACGAUUGUCCGCUAUCGUCAUCGUCAUCGCGUACACCUGUCUAUGCGCCGUCUUUCAGUAGCUUCAAUCGAUCAAACUCAGAUCUUUCGUCUGUCUUCCCGAGUCUGCCGAGUCUUUACGCUCUUCAUCAGGCGCCAAAUCUUCAGCAAUUUCAAAUGGAUACAGCACGGUCGAAAUUGCGACCUAUUGUAGGAAGUGGAGUAAUGUCUGCGAUUGGAAAUGACAAUGUUAAUCUCAAUAUUAGUGGUAUAUCAGGAAAGAGUCACCUGGCUGCUCAGUGUGCACCUAUUAAGCCCGCAAGAUCUUCCGUAGCACCCUUAGCGGUUCCCAUCAACAAGCAACAACCUAUUGAAAAAUCCACAAAUAUUAACGUUAAUCGAACAAUCCCGACUGUUGAUUCAAACAAGUCUCUAGCUUUUCGUAACAAUGAAGCUCUCGAAUCUACAGAUGAAACUCGUAUCCAAAAGAGAUACUCUUCGAAUGUUGAAAACAUAAAUAAUAGAUUCUUGUCGCAGAGUGAAUGUGCGACAAAUAAUGAUCAAGCCACUAAUGAGACAACCAGGAAUUCGAAUUCCGAGUCCAAAAAUGAAAUCAUUAAUACUAAUGAUAAUUUGGUGCAACAGCAUCGCGAAGCAACGAGUCCUAAUAUCGUAUCAUCAACGGCUUCACCGUCACCACCUCCUGACAAUGAUGGCAUGAUGAACGCGAAGAAUGAGGGUAGUGCUAAGAACGGUGAUAUCAACGACAACAAUUCGAAUGGAAGUAAUAACAAACAAAAGAGUACCAGUUCCGAAGUGACGUGCAGCAAAUCGCCAGAUAGUCCGGAUUCCAGUUCAAUCACAAUAGAGAAUUCGGGGACAAGUAAGAGCUCAAUCUUAACGGAUCGGGAAAUGCCAGCGGAUCAUACGGUUAAAGCUUCGGAAUCAGCCGUGAAUCCAGAUAAUAGUGUCGUUGAUGAUUCGACCAUUACUGACGACAAGAAUAAGUUUGCCAAUAAAUCGGAAGCGACUGAAAUCGCGGAACAAUUGACCUCUGUGCAAAAAAAAUUGCUAGCAGUUUUUCCUUCAACUGAUUGGGCGAAGAAUCCUGUAGCCGCUGAACACUUGGGAAACUUCCUCAAGAGUUUGAAUGCCACGAUAAAAAGCGAAGAAUUUGUCGAAGGAUCCAAGACAAAGAAAAUCGACCAGAAAAUUAUCGGAAAUGACGAUAAUAAUAAGAAGAGGUAAUGACACAUCUUUCGUGAGAUUGAAAGAUUUUUUAAGAUAUUUUCGAGCGAUUGUACGAUUCAUACGACAUUGCAAAAAUGGUGUCAAACUUAUAUCAUUUUACGUGUAAUGGGCUUCAUUUUGAUUAGAAUUAAUUCUGAACAAUUCCAUAAUACGUGCCCAGGAUUUAUAAUUUUGACUUUCAGUUUCUUUUAUCUUGAUUAGACUUCUUGUUAUAAGCUGAAAGUUUCAUUGAAUUUUAUCUAGUUAUCUCGUAUGCAGAAAACAAUGAUGAGAAAAAUAUAUGGCCUACCGAGUACAGAUAAAUUCUAAGACGCUGUCAUACAAAUUGGAAGAUGCAUAAAAUUAUUUUUAAUUGAAAUAUGUACAGUUACUACAAUUCAUGUGAGAAAAGACUUU
Molecule: messenger RNA, 4664 nt
Organism: Trachymyrmex cornetzi
Lineage: Eukaryota; Metazoa; Arthropoda; Insecta; Hymenoptera; Formicidae
Exons: 6
Coding region: 174-4265 (1363 amino acids)
Biological process (GO): negative regulation of transcription by RNA polymerase II
Cellular component (GO): PRC1 complex
Molecular function (GO): promoter-specific chromatin binding
Source: RefSeq, a predicted model, not a curated record